Acinonyx jubatus (cheetah) is the source of this 9809-nucleotide messenger RNA. RefSeq names its product SMAD family member 2 (gene SMAD2). The record is from RefSeq and is a predicted model, not a curated record. NCBI's taxonomy places the organism in Eukaryota, Metazoa, Chordata, Mammalia, Carnivora, Felidae. Bases 280 to 1683 code for a protein of 467 amino acids. The transcript is spliced from 12 exons. Gene Ontology annotation, molecular function: RNA polymerase II cis-regulatory region sequence-specific DNA binding; I-SMAD binding; DNA-binding transcription factor activity, RNA polymerase II-specific. Gene Ontology annotation, cellular component: heteromeric SMAD protein complex. Gene Ontology annotation, biological process: BMP signaling pathway; SMAD protein signal transduction; cell differentiation.
AGGGUGCCAGCCCCGGGGCUGCGCCGGCGAAUCGGCGGGGCUCGCGGCCCGGGGUGGGAGGCGGGUCUACCGCGCGGCCGCGGCGGCGGCGGAGCAGCUCCCAGCCAGCAGCCAGCGAGCGCCGAGCGAGCCGCCCGGAGCCCCUCAUCCCAUUCGGAAGAGGAAGGAACAAAAGGUCCCGGACCCCCGGCUCUGACGGGGCGGGACCCGGAGCCUCGGCGCGCAGGUUAGAUAGAGAAGCGUCUUUUCUCAGUGUGGGUUGCGGCCUUUGGUAAGAGCAUGUCGUCCAUCUUGCCCUUCACUCCGCCAGUCGUGAAGAGACUGCUGGGAUGGAAGAAAUCAGCCGGUGGCUCUGGAGGAGCGGGUGGAGGAGAGCAGAACGGACAAGAAGAAAAGUGGUGUGAGAAAGCGGUUAAAAGUUUGGUGAAGAAGCUAAAGAAAACAGGACGAUUAGAUGAGCUUGAGAAAGCCAUCACCACUCAAAAUUGUAAUACUAAAUGUGUUACCAUACCAAGCACUUGCUCUGAAAUUUGGGGACUGAGUACACCAAAUACGAUAGAUCAGUGGGAUACAGCAGGCCUUUACAGCUUCUCUGAACAAACCAGGUCUCUGGAUGGCCGUCUGCAAGUGUCUCAUCGAAAAGGACUGCCACAUGUGAUAUAUUGCCGAUUGUGGCGUUGGCCUGACCUUCACAGUCACCAUGAACUCAAAGCCAUUGAAAACUGCGAAUAUGCUUUCAAUCUUAAAAAGGAUGAAGUAUGUGUAAACCCUUACCACUACCAGAGAGUUGAAACACCAGUUUUGCCUCCGGUAUUGGUGCCACGGCACACCGAGAUCCUGACCGAACUGCCUCCCCUGGAUGAUUACACCCACUCCAUUCCAGAAAACACUAAUUUCCCAGCGGGAAUUGAGCCACAGAGUAAUUACAUCCCAGAAACGCCACCUCCUGGAUAUAUCAGUGAGGAUGGAGAAACGAGUGAUCAACAGUUGAACCAAAGUAUGGAUACAGGAUCUCCAGCAGAACUGUCUCCUACUACUCUUUCCCCUGUUAAUCAUAGUUUGGAUUUGCAGCCAGUUACUUACUCAGAACCUGCAUUUUGGUGUUCAAUAGCAUAUUAUGAAUUAAACCAGAGGGUUGGAGAGACCUUCCACGCAUCACAGCCCUCACUCACUGUAGACGGUUUCACAGAUCCAUCCAAUUCAGAGAGGUUCUGCCUAGGGUUGCUCUCCAACGUCAACCGAAAUGCCACCGUAGAAAUGACAAGAAGACAUAUAGGAAGAGGAGUACGCUUAUAUUACAUAGGUGGAGAAGUUUUUGCAGAGUGCCUAAGCGAUAGUGCAAUCUUUGUGCAGAGCCCCAACUGUAAUCAGAGAUACGGCUGGCACCCGGCAACAGUGUGUAAAAUCCCACCAGGCUGUAAUCUGAAGAUCUUCAACAACCAGGAAUUUGCUGCUCUUCUGGCUCAGUCUGUCAAUCAGGGUUUUGAAGCCGUGUAUCAACUAACUAGAAUGUGCACCAUAAGAAUGAGUUUUGUGAAAGGGUGGGGAGCAGAAUACCGAAGGCAGACGGUAACAAGCACUCCUUGCUGGAUCGAACUUCAUCUGAAUGGGCCUCUGCAGUGGUUGGACAAAGUGUUAACUCAGAUGGGAUCCCCUUCAGUGCGUUGUUCAAGCAUGUCCUAAAGCUUCGGCACCAGUCAAGCGCCAUCAAAAGACUUAAUGUAACAACUCUUCUGUCAUAGUAUUUGUGUGUGGUCCCCACGGACUGUUUACUGUCCAAAAAUUCCAGAGAGAAAACAGCACUUGAGGCCUCAUCAAUUAAAGCACCUUGUGGAAUCGGUUUCCUAUAUUCGAAUAUUAGAUGGGAAAAUUAGUGUCUAGAAAUACCCUCCCAUAAAGGAGAAAGAGAAGAUUUUAAAGACUUGACUGAUGUCUUGCUGGGCAUAAAACUGAGUGUCCCAAAGGUUUAUUAAUAACAGUAGUAGUUAUGUGUACAGGUAAUGUAUCAUGAUCCAGUAUCACAGUAUUGUGCUGUUUAUAUACAUUUUUAGUUUGCAGAAAUUAGGUGUGUGUGUGCUGCUUCUUGAUUUAGGCAAGCCUUUAUAAAGUUACAGUACCUAAUCUGUUAUUCCCACUUCUCCGUUAUUUUUGUGUGUCUUUUUUAAUAUAUAAUAUAUAUCAAGAUUUUCAAAGUAUCAUUUAGAAGCAGAUUUCCCUUGUAGAAAAACUAAUUUUUCUGCCUUUUACCAAAAAUAAACUCUUGGGGGAAGAAAAGUGGAUUAACUUUUGAAAUCCUUGACCUUAAUGUGUUCAGUGGGUCUUAAACAGUCAUUUUUUUUGUGUUACUUACUGCUAAAUCUCACUGUAACGAAACAUUGCAGAAAAUCUUUCCAGACCUCUUCUCCGUUCCCGCUUUUGCCCUGAUACCAAAACUGUGUAGCAUGACAUCCAUCACUAAAAUGGUGGCACUGAUACUGCCAGCACCAGUUAAUUCUGGGGCACAGUGCGAAUUCAUAUGGAAUAAACCCCUCCGUCUUGCAGCGAAUUUCAACAGAUAGUAAUUGACUUGCGUAACCAAGCAGUCUGGUGAUUUAUCCUUGCACCUCAUAAAAACGCAAAUGGCAGUAUAAUUGUUUUCAGGGAUAUGCUACAAUUAUUUCCCUGUAUUUAUCCUUUUUUUUUUUUUUUUUUUUUAAGCCAGUCUCUAGAUACAAACACUCUUUUUUAAAAGCUAUUUUAAAAUACUUCAAUAGCAGACCUAGGGCUCUUUGAGUUUCGUGUGAUUUAGUUACCAGGUUGUAUUAUGAAAUGGACCUUUUUGUAAAUGUAAUUGCUUCUGCACAAUACCCACAAAAGUGAUGCUGAGGUAUGAUCAGCAGAUAAGGGCCAUUUGUUUUUAAAGUAUGUUGUAUUAAAUUUAUAAAGUGUUAUUUUACCUAAUUGUGAAUUGAGAAUUUUAAAAAUUGGGGGAGAAGCAGUUUAGCAAGCUUUUUUAGCUUAUAAUUACCUACAGUCGGAGGUGUUCUUAACUAAUCCUGAAAAUGUGGUUGACUGUUAUACCCGCUGACGUUUUAUGCUCUGCCAUGAGAGGAGGUUCCAGACGCUCUGUUUGUAGUCCAUGCAGCAGCAGAUAAUCCUUAUGUCUAAUGUUAAGUCUGCAGUUUAAACAGUUCUUGUUUGCAUCUCUUUAGAAGUGGGAAACAGCCACUCCUGACCCCCUUCUAGUAAAUUUUCAUAUUUUUGAAGAUAGACACCUUUGGUACUUGUUCUUUGAAACCAUAUUUAGCUGUCUCUGUAGGUAUCCUUUUCAGGGCUCUCAGUAUUUGAUUGUUUUCUAUUAGAUAUUCCCCCAUUUUCCUGUAUUUGUGUGUACAUGUAUGUGUUCAUGUAAACCUGGUAUGGUAAUUUUUUAUUCUUUCAACGAAUACUUACUGUUCACCUGUUAUGUGUGCCAGGAACUUUCUUUGCCUUGGGUAAAGGUGAACAAGACAAAUCUGGUCCCUGCCUUGGCUGAGACAUCAGUUACUAUGACCCUUAAUGAGCUUAUGUGUCUAUGAAGGAGAUAAACAGGGUACUCUGGUAGAGCAUGGCAGGGAAGGCUUCUCUAAGGAAGUGAUGCUCGAGCUGACAUUUGAUGUGAGAAGGGAGUAAGCCAUGGCGGGGAGCCAGGGAGAUCGGCCUUCCUGGCCAAGAGAACGACGUCAAAUGCAAAGGCUCAUUUUGAAGGAAACUCACUGUUGAGUAUUAAUGCUUAUGUAGAAGUCUCUGCACAGAUCCAAACUCGAGGAUCAGAAGGGUUCUGUAAUUUCUAAGAGUUGAGGGUGGCCUUACUUUGUGAUAGAUGGCUUCAUGUGUUCAGGUAUGACCACUGUCAGGCCGGCUGGAGAUAACCCAGACCAGCCUCUGCCCCUUUGGAAGAGUUGAGCUUACUUGAGAGCUUGGGGUGAUGUUGGGGAGCAGUUCCAGGGACAGAGAACAACCUUCUUGAAAGUGGUAGAAGGUCCUGGUAAUCAGCUACUCUUGUGCCGAUGUUUCAAGUGGAGCAGUGCCAGCUCUAGCGUCUCAGGAGUGAUGGCAUCUCUACAACCGUGUUGGGAUUCUUCUCUGCAACAUGAAACUGAGACUCAGCUCUUUGGAAAUAUCUGUAGUACUGGGACCUUGCACCUGUCGGGCAGUUGACUCUGUUGGUGUUCGAUGACUUUACGUGCUUUUUAAGGAGAUGCUGUGUUUACAUUCUGUUUUGUCUGCUGCGGCCUAAUUUUUGUUGGUUCCCUGCCCCCCCCCCUUGGGGUUGUUUUCAUUCUUCUGAGUGAUAAGUUCUCCUGUCUGUUGAAUUUUGUCUUUAUUUAAGUUAGCAACAUUAUUUAGAAUUCCCCCUCCACAGCGCCGGUAAUUUUCUCUGUUUCACAUGAGAACUGAGUGAACAUAUUUUCUGUCACAUUUCUAAGAUGAAUGGUGGUUUGCACAGCAGAGUCCAUAGAGAGACGUCGUAGGGAAUCAGAGGCUGGUGAUGUUCCCACUGACUUUGGUUUAACCAGUGGCAGCUUCCUUUUUAUCCUAUAAUGGAGUUCUAUUAUAGAUUUCUUUUUAAAAAAGAGUUUUACCGCUUUAAAAAAAAAAGUUGAAAAGUCUGUGUAAGCACUGUUUAGGAUUAGAACACAUGACUGGACUUCGGCCCACUUUUUUGGAACAACCCUACCUGUGUUCUUUUCUCCUACUUCAGGGAACCUUCCUGAUUUGGUUUGAGCUACGCCAGUUAUACUAAUUAUACAGUAUGCUACCCAUUCAUUCCGUGAACAUUUACUGAUGUCUGCUCUUUAUCCAGCCACGGUGGAAGGUGCUCAGUAAUGAAAAGAUGACUGGGAUUUAGUCCUGGCCCUCAAGCUGUGGAGUUACUCCUUUUCUCAGGACCUGCCACUUUGCCAGAAGGAAAACUGCCUAAUUUUUCUCAAAAGCUAAAUACUCGUAUUCUGUACUCUUAAUUCUGUAUCCCAAGUAUAUCAUUGCAAAUUGUUUAAUACCUAGUUUGUUUGCUUAACUUUAAACCAUAUCCAACUUUGCUUGAUUCUUCUGCCUUUAAAUGUGUCCGAUUUUCUCCUUUGUAAAAAUUACUUUAAUUUCGGUUUAUUUGUGCCUUUUAGGUCAGUUUUAAUGAAGACUAAGACACUGAAGGUGAAGAACAAUCAGUCUGGUCUCUUGCUAAUUGAAAUCAAGGAAAGGAUUAUAUAUACCCAGUUGGUUUCUCUACCUCUUCCAAAAGAUGUCCAAAUACACCUUUAAGAUCUGUCUUCCCGCCCCCCCGCCCGCAAAAAUGCUUUUGAGCAUUUAUUCAGUAAUCAGCACCCUCCCCAGUCUGGUUGAUGGUGAGUUAUAAAGUAACACAAGAGAAUGUUCACUUUGCUUAAAAUUUGCCUUUAUGUCCACUUGCUUUCAUGGCUAUACAUGAUAAUUUCACAGACUACCCCCUUCCACACCAUCUCCUCUGUCUCUGUAGAUAACUAGGUAGUCUGUGGACAUAAGCAACAUGUGAUCUUUUCUCUUACUCUGAUCCAACUCACCAGUGUUCAGACGUGACAAAUUUUUGGCCAGUUUCUUUCCUUCAUGAGCUUUACUCUGCUAAAUUCUUGAUAAUUCAUCAACUGAAUUGUAUCCUUCCUCCCUUUCUCAUGACAGAACGUAUCCCUAGUGGUCUUGCUGGCUGCCCUCUUGCCAACCAUGUUUUAUCUGCAGACAUCAGAAUGUUUCUCUCCAUUGACCUUUACUAAAGACCAAAAACGAUGGUGCUUUUCAUACCCAGGGUCCUAAUUCACCAUGAAGGUUGAUGUUGUUCCAGUUGGUCAGUCACUUAAAUCUUAACAGAUGGCUGAGAAAUUCUCUCCAGUUAAAUGUCUUUGUGACUAGUAAAUAGCAUGAAUUACAGAUUCUAUUUUAAAUUAUGUUUAGGGUUAGGAACUUUUCCAGCAGUUGCAACCAAUGAUUUUCCUCUAAUACCAGCCCAUUUCCACCUUGGAGCGAUUGGGUUGUUGUUAGUACGAUCAAGAGUAAUGACGACAGUGAGUGGUCUCUAGAGGUGGUCAGAAUCCUACUGUUGAGUUCCUUUUAUGUCUUUUCAAGCUUUCAUGAAUAUUUUAUGUGUUCAGACUACCUUUUAUGUGGGGAUUGAGGGACAAAUCAUCUCUUGGAGUGGAAUUCCUGUGUUUGGAGCCUCAACCAGGAAACGUCAGCUAUACUAGAUAUAGACAGCCUCAUGAUAGCCUUUAUGGUAAGAACUUGUCUAAUUUCUUGAAUAAUUUCUUGUAAUUUUUUGAAUAGGAACGGUUUUAUCUUGGAUAUUAUAGCUAACUUUAUAUAUAGCAUAACUGCCUUAAAUCUUUUUAGUAGGAAAUAAAUUCUAUUGUGUGUGUGUAUGGAUUUAUAGAUACAUACACACUCCUAGGAAAACCUUAACAGUAGGGGUCAUUUAUCUGCUUACAUUUUAGCAUCACGGAGUAAUUCUGUUGUUUAAAUCUCGGAUCUCACUGAGAGUUCCUUAAUUUGCUUGCAGACAUUUUCUUUUCAGACCUUCGGAGUACUUUAUUUAUUCUGCCAAAGUCCUGAUUGGCGGUUCGGUUAGUAUGCCAUUUUUAGGCAGCUUGAUAAUGAAGAAUCAUAACUGGAAUUCUUUAACAUCAAGUAAAACUACGAUAGACACCCAUUGAUUAAAUUAUUAUACGUCCAGUGGUCUCUGGAAGGUACUAGAGUAGGGUUAACUUUUUUUUUUAAGUGUCAGAUUGCCAUCCCCUGUUUUCAUCUUAGCUUAAGAUUGCUGAGCUGCUUAAGAUACCUGGGAGGUAGCACUACCAAGUUAAAUUCUCCUGUAGUUAAGGGCAGCCUGAAGGUGGUUCAGACCUGACUUUCUUAGCUGUGCUCAACAGAAAUGGAUUUUCCAAAGUUCUUUGGGUCAUCUCUGAUUCACAGACUCCUGACCAGAGUGUGUUAGCCUAAGUUAACUUCAGUGUCCAUUGGUUUGCUGCCAUGAGAUCUGUAAUUGACCACACAUUUCAAGCACUGGUGGAGACAGAAGGGCCCUUGGAAGAAUAAUGCUGCUGUUGAUGGGAGUGAGAAGGAUUCGUUAGCACCACACAAAGGACGUAUAGAUUUUUCUCCAAAAAAAAUCCUGCAAAAUCAUCUUCUCCUACCCUUCAAAAAAAAAAAAAAAGAAAGAAAGAAAGAAAGCUCUUUGUUUCUCCAGAAUGUUCAGUGAGAAGUUAAGGAUUUACUUCCUAUUUCUAAUUAAAGAUGAUCAUUCAUUGAACCAUGAAAUGCAUAACAUACUGAUAUAAGAACAAAAGUGAAGUCUUAGACCUCGAAAAAUACUUCAUUAUGUAUUUUGCGUUUCACACUCCACUUUUCUUCUUUCUCUCUGUGGCUUUAAAGCUUUUGGCUAUUUUACACUGUUAGUCACUAGAUAACUUGCCAUAUUUCUGGUUCUAUAUUAAGUUCUACCCUUUACAAUGCCGUAGCAGAAAGUUGAUUCUCAGCAUCUGUCUGUAGGGAUAGAAGUCUUACUAAAAGUCUCUUCCAAAGAGAUUUUCAUUUUCCUUUUUUCAGUAAGUCCCUUAAGAAAUAUGUCGGUCUCGUUAUUCACGUUCUUGGAUUGUUCAAACAAAAGAGUACAUUGGUGAGAAUAGGGUGCUUUUCUGGUGAAUGUAUGUACCUGCUUUAAGAAUGUAGUCAUUUGUUGGUUUGUGUAACUACCAUACACACAGAUUAAUUGAAAUUGGGGGAAAUCAUCACAUGUAGCAAGUAGGUAAUCUGCAUAGAUUUAAUUUUAAAAAUCCUGUUUCUUGGCAAGACGCAGAACCCAAAUUGGUCACUUUUUAGACCAAGUUUACCUCAGGCUUCAUUGUUGCUUCUCUGACCCUGACAUUUAAGGCAUAAAUAUUUAUAUCUUUUUAUUAGCGAUAGUGAAGCUGUGACACGAACCAUUUUUACACAAGAGGGCAAAACAAGAAAAACUAGAGAUUACGCCGAAAGCAGAUGUGCAGUUGUUGAACUAGAUCACAGCGUUGUAGGCAAAAUAAAAAUGUUCAUAUCUGAGAGUACUCUUUGCCAUCACUUCCCAAGGCCAGGCCUUCUGGCAGAACGCUGUAAAAAGUAACAAUUCCGGGCCUUUGUAAUCUGAGGGGAGUAUCUCCAGUUGGCAGUCUUUUCAAUAUAUGAAGCAAGAAUGUGGGAAAUAGUUGGCAAAGAGUGUUUUCACCUAAAAAAAGAAAAUGAAAAGACAUAUAAAACUGAAUUAUUCAUUUAGCUCUGAAAAUCUCAGAAAGAUUCAGUGAAAUACUAUAUAACUGGACCAAACGAGAAGAAGCUUUAGAGGAUUUGUCUGAAAACAGGUUUCAAGAAUGAACUUUUGUACACUGACCACAAAUUUGCUUAGGUACCACCAACUGUUCUUAUAAUGGACACCAUUAAAUAAAGAAUCCAUGGACUUCUAGGAGCUUGCCAUUAGCAAUGCCCUAAAAGUGUUUUUUGAGCUGAUGUCCUCAUAGGUAGCUUUAUGAUCUUGAAAAUUCUUACCUUUUACCUAGGGAUACAAGGCGAAAGAGUGAGUGGUGUUCUCAGUGUGACCGGCGGCCCUGGGACACUUGGGACUGAGGUGUUCCCUGCAUGUAGGACUUUCAGUUCCAAACCUGGGAAAGUCCUGAGUGCGCCGGGAAGAACUGUCACCCUAGGUGUUCUUACGACUAACCCUCACUCCCUAAAACAUUGUGAUGGUUACAGUUAAGUUCAGCUGCCUUAGGGCUUGUCAACAUUGCUGAUACUUGGAUGUGUGUCCUCCAGUCACUUACUACUGUGGACGGAAUGUGAGAUUCAUAACAAAGAACAGCAAAUGGCACCAACGUGGUGGUGACACUUCACACUUAGUAAUCCAGGGAAGGUAACCAGGGGGCUAAUGAAACAGAAGAGGCAACUAGAUAGCUAAGUUCCUCAGAACCUGUGUGUAUAUGGAAGUACAAAUCAUGUCUUUAUGGGGUUAAAGCGAAUCUGAAAUUUACAUGGUUCACAGUAAGAGAAAACUGAGUGGUAUUGUGGAUUUCUUCUCGCUUGAGAGAAAAUACGGCCUUGGAUGCUCUAGCCUCUGCUACAUUCUGCAGACUGUCCUGCUCAAGAGGCCAGGAUGUAGUGUUUAUUCUCAGUGACUGUUGUAUUGAGAUUACUAAAUGCAUCGGCCAAUGGCAGGGGAAGAAAGUGGGUGUCCGGAUCCAGACUGAGCGGUGCCCUCAGUUUUGGUAGCCCCCUACCCCUCAGGUGUUUACCAGCUAGAACGCCAAGCACGGGAGGUGAGAUUUUUCUAAUACAGCAUUAAUUUUGUAAUGCAAUAUAUGAGGGAUGCAGUCUGUCGUCGUUUCCCUGUGGUAGUCCUCGGAGCCUGCGUCCUCUGUGCACUGUGAUGUAGAUGGUAGGUGUGUUCUUUGUAAGCUUUAAUCCUAUGGUUGUCAAAAGUAUGAUGUGGUUCCAUUUUUUUCUUUUUUAAACGAUGAGCUGAGGCUUUAUUGCAGCUGGUUUUCAAGUUAAAAUUGUGAAAUACUGAUUUCCUUCCCCUCGCCCACACCAAAUAUUUUAGUCUAUUUAAAGUACAAAAAAAAAAUAGUUCUACUUAAGAAAACAUUGCUUAAACGUCCUGUGAUUUCUGGUCAAUUUUUAUAUAUAUUUGUGUGUGUCUGUAUGUGCUCUCACUUUUUACCUUGUUUGCUCUCUACCUGUGUUAACAGUACUUUCACCAUUGAAAGGUGAACAUUUUUCCUAGCAUUAAAGAAAAAAAGCCA